AUGCCGUCAAGAUCGUUUUCCACCGGUCGGCCAUCACUCGUCAUUUCUGUGGCUCUGGUCGCGUGUCUGGCUAUUCAUGUUGGUGUCGACUAUGGCUACAGCGGCGUCGCAUUCUUCCCAAGCUUCUUCUCGACGGACAACACGGCAGAAGGACAAAUCAAACAGAGUCCCGCGUGUGCGGUGGAUCGACAGCUGGACUGGCUUUCUCAAUCCACAAAUCAGACACCGACGACGAUGAAUCUGCUGCUGGUCUGCCCUGGUGUUGCGGUCGCCUUGAAAGACCAUCACCAGCAUCGGCUUCAACAGUCUCAUGCACAGUCUCCAUUGCCAGUAUUCACCCAACAGCUUCGCAGCUACAUUGAAUUCCAACUGCAACAACGGGCAGACCCACGUUUGGAAUGGAUAUUCUUCCUCAAGGACCACGAGACGUUGUUCUCGCACACACCCGGAUUACUUCGGAAAUUCGUCCACCAUGCACCAAGCGAAGUCCACGUUCUCACUUUCGCACCACCUGGCAAAACGAGUGCGAGUAGUAGUACGGAUACCCCGUGGGCAGCGGCGCUCGGUCUCUUUGCGAUUGGACUGGAUCGCCGGAGCGUCCGCCUGCUCGAUUCCGUCCUGCACUUACUUGAACAGCGACCGGGCCUGACCGAGACCGAUGCCAUCGCGAUUGCUCUAGCAUCUUCGCACAAUAAUGCCCGUGGCGUGGUCGUUGUUCCGGAAUGGUGGCUCGACGUCAGAGGUAACUGUGUCGAACGAGCUACAUGGGAGGCGCAAUCCGGAGUGACUCAUGUGGUGCCGACGGAUCAGCUUUGUUGUGUUUCGGAUGCCUGUCGGGAUGCUCUGGCCCACAUUGCUACACAGCGCAGGACGACAACAACAACCGGGCAAGUUGUCGAUCCACAAAUCCCUCUCAACCACGAUUCCGAGUUAUCCAUUGAGCACGUCGUUGAAGCUUUCUGGAUGGGUGUGAAGACGAGAUGUGCAGAAUGA
This is a messenger RNA of Exophiala xenobiotica, 993 nucleotides long. RefSeq lists its product as uncharacterized. The coding region runs from base 1 to 993 and encodes 330 amino acids. NCBI's taxonomy places the organism in Eukaryota, Fungi, Ascomycota, Eurotiomycetes, Chaetothyriales, Herpotrichiellaceae. The transcript has a single exon. The record is from RefSeq and is a predicted model, not a curated record.